CGAAUAUAGUGAUCACUCCGAACAUCACAUCACAACCCCACCACUGCUUUCCUACGUGAAGUACCCCAGCGCGAUGCCGAUGAUCCCGCGUGUGCUUCCUGUGCCAGCCUCUCUAGCGCGAUGGAAACAACCUUGGGAUAACUUGAGGGAUUCCACUGCGGCACGAGAAAGAGAAGGGAAGGCAUGGCUUGCAGUCCUAUCUGCUCGAUGGACGCAACAUCAAGUCUCAGAUGCAGAUGCAGCUAGUCAAAGGACGACCCCAGAACCGUCUCAAACGCGUUACCUCCCUGCCAUCUCAACUUCUUUUCGCUCCGACAAGAUCAUGGAUCCCGUCUGUGUUUCCUCAGUUAUCAUUAACCGAAAGGGCCAAAACGCUCCAAGGAAUCAAUGAAAAGAUCGAUAUCGGCGAUGGACUGUUGCCCUUGUCACGCGUGCGCCCCCGGUCCGGCUUUCUCUUUCGACGACUAGUAAUGAUGGAAGUGGUACCAUUGGCCUGCUGAUUUAGGCCCUGAAGUCUUUCGUGA
Messenger RNA from Trematosphaeria pertusa, 524 nucleotides. RefSeq lists its product as uncharacterized. The transcript has a single exon. Bases 74 to 391 code for a protein of 105 amino acids. Lineage: Eukaryota; Fungi; Ascomycota; Dothideomycetes; Pleosporales; Trematosphaeriaceae. The record is from RefSeq and is a predicted model, not a curated record.